AUGUUCACUUUGUUUCUGCAUUACCUUGCUCAUUCACAUUGUUUCUUCAAAGGUUGUUUCCUACAUCUUUGGAAGCUCAAUGUUUUGAACCUUACUUGUCCAUUUGGUCAAGUGUCUCGGUUUCUUUGUUUCUUUCUUUCUUUUGUAGACAGCAGCUCAUCACAUAUAUAUCCAGGGGAGAAUGUACUUGUGGUCGCUUUACAAGUUUUCAAGCUUAGUUGCAUGAGUGGUAGAGCACACAUUCCUCGAGAGGAGUAUUCAAUUUACUCAAAUCUGGAUAAAGGAACUGUGAUGGGAGGAGAUUGCUUCUUCUUUGGACGAAUAUGCACAAACUCAUAUAUUCUACAAAGAAUUACGGAUUCAAAUGUACGUAAGCAAUGUAAAUUCAAGUAA
Messenger RNA from Eruca vesicaria subsp. sativa (arugula), 393 nucleotides. The record is from the annotation of a GenBank genome assembly. Lineage: Eukaryota; Viridiplantae; Streptophyta; Magnoliopsida; Brassicales; Brassicaceae.